Messenger RNA from Talpa occidentalis (Iberian mole), 3202 nucleotides. RefSeq names its product cyclin Y like 1 (gene CCNYL1). Gene Ontology annotation, cellular component: plasma membrane. Gene Ontology annotation, biological process: regulation of canonical Wnt signaling pathway; regulation of cyclin-dependent protein serine/threonine kinase activity. The record is from RefSeq and is a predicted model, not a curated record. The coding region runs from base 270 to 1361 and encodes 363 amino acids. Gene Ontology annotation, molecular function: cyclin-dependent protein serine/threonine kinase activator activity; protein kinase binding. Lineage: Eukaryota; Metazoa; Chordata; Mammalia; Eulipotyphla; Talpidae. The transcript is spliced from 10 exons.
ACAGACUAGUUGGCUCGGGGGAGGUGGCGGCGGCGCGGCAGCGGGGGUGCGGCCGGGGCCGGAGCCCUGCCCGGGCCCGGCGGCGGCGGCGGCGGCGGGGCGGACCGCGGGCGAGGGCGAGCCUGCGGGCGGGCGCGGCGCUCCCCCGGCGCAGCCCGGGGCCGCCCGGGGCCGGCCUCGCCAUUGUUGGGGGAGGGGGCGGCGGCUGAGCGCGGCGGAGUCGGGGGGCCAGCGCGGCCGGCCGCGGCGGCGGGGAGCGCGGGCGCCCCAUGGGGAACGCGCCGUCCUGCUGCGUGUCCCCCAAUGCCAGCCCCAAGCCGGGCCGGCGCGCGGAGGCGGCCGCGCCGGACUCCGAGGCGGAGAUCUACGAGGCGGCGGCCGGGGACGCGGUGGCCGUGGCGCCGGCGCCGGCUGCGCUGGAGCCGGCCGAGCUGGACCUCGGGGCGGGCGAGGGCCACCACCUGCAGCACAUCAGCGACCGCGAGAUGCCGGAAGACUUAGCUUUGGAGUCAAACCCUUCUGACCAUCCAAGGGCAAGCACAAUUUUCCUGAGCAAAUCUCAAACUGAUGUGCGAGAAAAGAGGAAGAGCAACCAUUUAAAUCAUGUAUCUCCAGGGCAGCUUACUAAAAAGUAUAGCUCAUGCUCAACAAUAUUUCUAGAUGACAGCACAGUCAGCCAGCCUAAUCUUAGAACCACAAUAAAAUGUGUGACCUUAGCAAUAUAUUACCACAUAAAGAACAGAGAUGCAAAUAGAUCCUUGGAUAUUUUUGAUGAGAGAUCACAUCCACUCACACGAGAACAGGUUCCAGAGGAAUACUUUAAGCAUGACCCUGAACACAAAUUCAUUUACAGAUUUGUUCGUACUCUUUUCAGUGCCGCUCAGCUAACAGCUGAAUGUGCAAUAGUAACUUUGGUUUACUUAGAAAGGCUUUUAACUUAUGCUGAGAUCGACAUUUGCCCUACUAACUGGAAAAGAAUUGUUUUGGGAGCCAUUCUUCUUGCCUCCAAGGUUUGGGAUGAUCAGGCUGUAUGGAAUGUGGACUACUGCCAGAUCCUCAAGGACAUUACAGUUGAGGACAUGAAUGAGAUGGAAAGGCAUUUUCUGGAACUACUUCAGUUUAAUAUCAAUGUUCCUGCCAGUGUUUAUGCCAAAUACUACUUUGACCUUCGCUCCUUAGCAGAUGACAACAACCUGAAUUUUCUGUUUGCUCCUCUUAGCAAAGAAAGAGCGCAAAACCUAGAGGCCAUUUCCAGAUUGUGUGAAGACAAAUACAAAGACUUAUGUAAAGCUGCCAUGAGAAGAUCAUUCAGUGCUGAUAACUUCAUUGGUAUUCGGCGUUCUAAUGCCAUCCUCUCUUAAGGGAGAACUGUGAGGGACUAUAACAUCAGGAGCCCCUCAUCUGCAAAGACUGGAGAAUAUCACCUCUCCUGCUCAAAAACCAGCAAAGUUAGUAUUUUCACCCAAGAGAAAGACAUCGAAUUCAAGAAACUGAUGAACAGCAAGGAUGACACGCAUAGGAAAGAAUGGGACCUUAUCAGUGCAACACACUCUUCUGUCCUUUUUAAUGUAAACAGAGUUACAAAAACCACUCCAAAGCGAAAGCUCCUAACCCACACAUGUAUAAUUUGCUUACUUUGUAGGCCAAUAGCUGUGAGUUAUGUGAGGUUUUUUAAUAGUUUAAAUUUUUAGAUUUUUGAAGACACUAUAUAGCUUUUGUUUUUCAUAUUUUUCUUGACCCCCCCCCCCAUAUUGCUGCAUAUGCCUUUAGAAUCCAAUGCAGUAUUACCAUUAAAACCUGGGACUCUGAACUCAUUAGGAACAGAUCUAGCCAAUAGAUGUGGAAGGGUUCUUGUCCCCAGUAUUUCAUUGAAGCUGCUAGUCAUUAUUGGCAAUCAAUUUAAGCCAAAAAGCUGCAGAGUAACCCUUCUCAAAUUCUUUGCAAGCACUCCUUACUAGCUUAUUAGCAUGUUUGGGAUCAUAAACACAGAAAGUACCAGUCAUUUUCUACUUCUGUUGGGUCCGUGCUGCGUUUCUUGAGAACUAUAAUGGUGCUUCUCAUUUUCUGAUGAUUUUCCUCUUUAAAAAAAUGUAAGAUAUUUUUAUAAUUACAGCCAACAUGGUGGUCCAGUAAUAAUGAGCAGAGAGUGAAACACAAGGUGUCCCCAAAGCCUAAGUGCAGUUUUAAGCUUUAAUAAGAGUGUUCUUGGGCCUUCCUGCACACUGCUGAAGUGUAAAUGCCACAAAUGUAGAAAACACCAUUUGAGAGUUUAAAUUUCUUUUAAGCAUAUCUAGGUUUAAGUUUAAAAAUACUGAGCUUUUAAUUCUAAGUUUUUGUUUGAACCACUCUUGGAGAUGGCAAACACUGAAACAAAAGAUUAACAGUAUAAGCUCAAUAUUAUAAAUGUAUAAACCUAGAUAAGCUUAAAGGACUUAAUGAAACUUUUGAAUCAUGUUUUCUACAUCUGUUGACAUUCACACUUCUCCAAGUAACAAAGCUUAAAAUUGUACUGAUAACUUUAGGGAUGCCUUAUAUCUUCAUAGAUGUGCCCUCCGCCUUUUAAAAUGGUUCUUUGCAGGGUUGUGCUCUUUACCUGCUCUGAUCAUCUGUUUCUUUUUUCUAGAUUUGGUAAAGAUUCUGAAAAGAAGUUUUAAUUUUCAUGUAGUAAAUUGAAAGGAACUGGACCCUAGUAGCGAUAUGAAAGUAAGUGAGAAACAGCUUUUCUGUCCUACACCUUAACCCGGCUGUAGGUAUCCUGUUUCAAGACCUGCUAUGUAAGAGGAAACAAAAAAGCAUAGGAACAUUUACCUCCAGCUUUAAAGGGCAGGGAGUUAAGGAAUCAGUCUUUUAGGAGAUGGGUAAGAUUAUUACCUAACCUUGAAUAUUUAAAAAAAAAAAAAAAUCAGUAUUCUCAACUAUGUGAAAUUCACAUGUAAUCCUAGGAAUUUUGCUUGCAAACAAAGCAUUUUUGGGCCAGGAAUACUUUCUCAGUACAGCACGGCUUCACAUUAUAUUGAGUGCUGCAUUUUCCAUCAUUUUUAAAGGACAGAGACAUAAAUGAUAAUGGUAUAAAAUAAUUACAAUCUACCACCUCAGAAAACACUGUUUAUGGAGUUUGGAGCUUGGAGAUUCAAGUAUUGAUUGCAGUUUUACUUUGAAAAGGAUGCUACAACUUAAUGUGGUUUUUCUUUCUUGUUUAUAU